AUGACAACUGCUCAGUACCAAGAUUCAGAUCAGCGACAACCUAUUUGCUUCACAGACCUCCCACCACCUGUUCGGCGGUCCAUUUACAUCUUAGCUGGUCUCGUCCGGUUCUGUCCAAUUAGUCUGAACACCGAAGGAGUCAACAAAGCUGAGUUCCUCGCUGAAUGCAUGGCGUAUUGCUUAGACAUUCCAGUCAGAGAUUCCAAUUCCCAGGCAAAUUCGAGAUGCUUCUAUCGACAAAAGCGCUCUUGGAAUAAAUGUGUUGUAGCAUCACCCGAGGGGUUUGACUGUAUGUGCAUGCCUCUACCAAUCGCACUUCUGCGCGUCUCCAAAGCCGUUCACAAUGAAGUAUCGUCGAUUCUUUAUGCGGAGAACAUGUUUCGAAUCUGUCGAAGUGAUCAAGGUGGUCUCUCAUCAUUGUUCGCUUUGAGCUCUGCCGCACUGCAGUCCCUGAGGUCCCUUUCGAUCAAGUUGAAUGCUUGUUCAUGUGUUCCCAAUCAUCAGUGCUCCGAUGACGACUACCUGAUCAAUAGCUUCCUGAAAGGGUGUCAGGAAUGUCAUAUGACUUGCAAGAUAGGGAGAGACUUCCCAGCCUCAGUCGAGAACGCGGCUGGCCGGGAACUGAUCUCUGAGCGGAACCAGUUACUCCCCCGCCUCGCAAUGUAUCUGUCUCCGGCUAGUCUCAGACUGAGCAUCGUUUGUGACACGCUCGACUAUGCCACUGCCAAGCCAUUCACCGACGUAUCAAUUCAGCUGCCACAACUGGCAGAAUGCUCAAUACGCCUCGGACAGGCCCCAAAUCCUGCCGUUCAUUGUCUCGCCGAGGAAGCGGUCUAUCGGCUGACAAGUAAUCCAACUGACCAUCUGAAACCUUUCAAUUUUGGUGCUUUACCCGUAGAAAUCCAGAGGCGAAUCCUCACCCACACUGAUCUUGUCUCCCCAUUCAAAGUUGCUUGGUAUCAUGGAGGUGGGUUAUCCACGUCUGAAUGUUGUCGACAAUGCACCGAUGCCCUUGAGGCUUGCUUCUGCUCUGUGCGCCAUGCAGCCUUUUCAUCCAUGCCAUGCCAGUGUUGGGUAUUUCCGUCAGCGCUAUUCCUUGUCAGCAGAAAAUUACACGAAUACGCUACAGAGAUCUUUUUCUCUAAGAACACAUUUGUGGCAUAUCCUGGAGACGCCUCGCCAGAUCCCCCAGACUCGUUACAUCUCCUUUGCUUCUUCCAACAACUUCCUCCCACCGCCCUGCAGUACCUUAGCAAUCUUCGUAUCGAGCUCUCAGGUCUCGACUAUCAUCUCGUCGAUUCAGGCACAGAAUUCCAGAAGAAUUGGACUAUGGCAAUAGACUUCAUUUCCCAGAACCUUGUGCUGCAUCGACUAGGCCUCAGAGUCGUGGAUGAAACCUCACGAGGCGCCACUGAAGCAUGGUAUACGACCGGCGUAGACGACAGUGCCGAACUGGAAGCACAAGAAUGGCAGCUGUAUCAACAUCUUGCGGAGCCGCUAGUAAAGUUGAAAAGCAUCAAAGAUCUCUGGAUACAUUUCAGUCGGCCCGUCCACGGUAAGUACUAUGGGGACAAAUCGCUUGAGCUUCGUCAACAACGAGAAAUCAUUUUGGAGAAAAGUAUUAUAGGUGAUGCAUAUGAUAACGCGGCUCGAGGCAAAUUCAUAGGAAGAGAUCGAUUACAAGCUAAGGACGACGAGAUUCGCAGGACGAUUGUGGUUGGUUCUGAUAGGACAAAAGUCUGGUUACCGGAUAACCGGCCACCUUUCAACGAAUACCAAUUCUAA
Molecule: messenger RNA, 1785 nt
Organism: Venustampulla echinocandica
Lineage: Eukaryota; Fungi; Ascomycota; Leotiomycetes; Helotiales; Pleuroascaceae
Exons: 1
Coding region: 1-1785 (594 amino acids)
Source: RefSeq, a predicted model, not a curated record